Molecule: messenger RNA, 8162 nt
Organism: Sarcophilus harrisii (Tasmanian devil)
Lineage: Eukaryota; Metazoa; Chordata; Mammalia; Dasyuromorphia; Dasyuridae
Gene: MCF2L2
Product: MCF.2 cell line derived transforming sequence-like 2
Exons: 36
Coding region: 1-4167 (1388 amino acids)
Biological process (GO): intracellular signal transduction
Cellular component (GO): cytoplasm
Molecular function (GO): protein binding; guanyl-nucleotide exchange factor activity
Source: RefSeq, a predicted model, not a curated record
AUGGGCUGGGCUGGGUGGGGCUGGGCUGCGGGAUCAGGAGGCCGCCAGCUGCCCAUCAGGAGGCCUCCCGGCUGCCGCCCCCGCCCCCGCGCUCCAGUCCCGCUUUGGGCCGCGGCCCCGGCGUUGCUGCUGCUCUCCGCACCCUCGGAGCAUCCUUCAUCCCGAGCGUCCCUGGAGGCAGGUGCCUGCCGCCCGAUCCGGCUCCCGGGCUGCCACGUCUCCGUGUGCGUGCGCCCACAGCCCCUUCCCCAAGCUGCUGGGGGGCUUUCUGCCUGCUCGGCUCCUUUCCUGGGGGGCGGUCAUCCCGGCUAUGGCUUUCGCCCCCCGGCUUUAAUACUGGAGAGGAUCUUUGGGGACGGCUUCUGUGAAAUGCUCUUUUGGCUAAAAGAAGACGAAAUGUCCCAUCAGGAGCUCACGCAGCGCUUGGCCACAGUGAUCACUCAUGUCGAUGAAAUCAUGCAGCAGGAAAUUCGGCCCCUUGCGGCAGUGGACAUCAUAGAACAGCUUCACAGACAAUUUGCCAUCUUGUCAGGAGGUCGAGGAAAAGAUGGCGCUCCAAUCAUAACCUUCCCUGAGUUUGCAGGUUUCAGCGAGAUCCCUGAUGAAGAUUUCCUGAAUGUUGUGACCUACUUGACCAGCAUCCCCAGUCUGGAGGCUGCCAGCAUUGGGUUCAUCAUUGUUAUUGACAGAAGAAGAGACAAAUGGAGCUCCGUGAGGGCAUCCUUGACCCGAAUCGCAGGAGCAUUUCCAGGAAACCUGCAGCUUGUCUUUGUCCUUCGGCCAUCUCGCUUUAUCCAAAGGACCAUCGCUGACAUUGGCAUUAAACUCUAUAGAGAUGACUUUAAAAUGAAGGUACCGAUCAUCAUGUUGAACUCUGUUUCUGAUCUCCAUGGCUACAUUGACAAGAGCCAGCUGACAAGGGAGCUGGGGGGCACUCUAGAAUAUGGUCACGGACAGUGGAUACACCAUCGAACGGCCAUAGAAAACUUUGCCCUGACAGUGAAAACCACAGCCCAGAUGUUACAGACCUUCGGGACCGACCUGGCGGAGACAGAGCUACCCAAUGAUGUCCAGUGCACAGAGCAGCUUCUCCAGUCCCACACGGAGCAGCACAGCAAACUGAAGGCUGAGCUGAAGCUGGCAGGGAGCCAGGGGGGAACCUUACUAUCAUGCAUCCGAGAACCAGCCAGCAAGAACCCCACCAGCAAGCUCAACCCUGAUGAACUGGAGAACGUCCUGACUGUUGAAAGGUUACUAGCUCAGCUGGAUGAGACAGAAAAGGCCUUUGACCAGUUCUGGACCAAACAUUACCUGAAGCUAAACCAAUGCCUGCAGCUCCGGCACUUUGAGCAUAAUUUCCGAGAGGUUAAACUGGCCCUGGAUAGCCUCAUGUGUGUACAGGCAAGAUUCACAGUCAUUGGGAACAGUGUGGCACGUGUGGAGCAGCUGCUGAAGGAGCGGAAGCAUCUGGAGGAGAAAGGCCAGGAGCCACUGGAGAAGGCCCAGUCCCUGGCAGUGACCGGUGACCAGCUUAUCCAAAGCAACCACUAUGCAGUGGACUCCAUCCGGCCCAAGUGUGUGGAGCUCCGGCGCAUCUGUGAUGACUUCAGCAAUGAAGCCAAGAAGAAGUGUGACAUUUUAGGGAAGGCCCUGGAAAUGCAUAAGCAGCUGGAUGCGACCAGUAAGUGGUGUGAAGCCGGCAUCUACCUUCUGGCUUCCCAAGCCCUGGACAAGUGUCAGACACAGGAGGGAGCUGAGACGGCCCUGGGAGACAUCGAAAAGUUCCUGAGCACAGUCACGGAACACCAGCUGGUCAAUCCCAAGGAAUUUUACAGCCAGUUCAACUUGGUUCUUACCCCUGAAAUAAAGGAAAAUGCAGACAAGAUUGUUCAGAAGCUGGAAGAUGUGCAAGAAAUGUUCGAGAGGAGACAAGUGAGCCUGAAGAAGCUGGCAGCAAAACAGACACGGCCUGUGCAGCCCGUGGCCCCCCAUCCAGAGUCUUCCCCGAAGCGGGCCUCCCCCAAGACCAACCGGCCCACCAACCUGGCUCCCAGUAGGAGGAUAUCUGAAGUUCCUUGUCCUCCCAAGACAGUCAAUGAAGCAGAGUUGUUGAAAAAGAAAAGCAUCAAGAAACCCAAAGGUGGGAUUAAGAUCGAAGUGAUGCAUGAAGCCAGUCAAGGAGGGUCCAGCAGAAUAUUGGUGAUGAGUGAAAGUGAAGAGAACCUCUCCACCAGGAGGAGCCACAUCAUGCAUGAGCUGAUUGAAACAGAACGAGUUUAUGUUGAGGAACUUCAAAGUAUAAUUGAGGGUUAUGCAGCAGAAAUGGACAAUCCAGACUUAAAUCACCUGAUCCCGGUUGCUCUUCAGAACAAAAAGGAAAUUCUCUUUGGAAAUCUCCCUGAAAUCCACGAGUUCCACAACAGAAUUUUUCUUAAAGAACUAGAAAACUGCGUCGAAAAUCCUGAAUUCCUCGGCCGGUGUUUUCUAAAAAGGAAAGAAGAUCUUCAGGUCUAUGAAAAAUACUGUCAAAAUAAGCCACGGUCUGAAACUCUGUGGAGACAAUGUGGGGACAGCAUCUUCUUUCAGGAAUGUCAGCGCAAAUUGGACCACAAACUCUCCCUGGAUGCUUACCUCUUAAAGCCAGUCCAGAGAAUCACCAAGUACCAGCUGCUGUUAAAGGAGAUGCUAAAGUGUAGCAAGAAUUCAGAAGACACUGCAGAGCUGGAAGAGGCCCUGGCCACCGUCCUGGACAUCAUCAAGUCGGUGAAUGACUCCAUGCAUCAGAUUGCCAUCACUGGCUACGAGGGAGACCUCCACGAGCUGGGCAAGCUGCUGAUGCAGGGCUCCUUCAGCGUCUGGACCGACCACAAGAAGGGACACAACAAGGUCAAAGACCUGGCCAGAUUCAAGCCCAUGCAACGGCACCUCUUCCUCUACGCCAAGAUCCUGCUCUUCUGCAAGAAGCGAGAGGACACCGCCGACGGCCAUGAGAAGUCUCCGUCCUACAGCUUUAAACACUCUCUCAAAAUGAGCAUGGUCGGCAUCACAGAGAAUGUGAAAGGAGACAACAAGAAGUUUGAAAUUUGGUAUAAUGGUCGGGAAGAAGUAUACAUCAUCCAGGCGUCUUCAGUAGAACUGAAAAACCUUUGGGUUUCUGAGAUCCGGAAAGUCUUGACGGGACAACUGGAAGCUUGCAGAGAAGCAAGUCAGCUACACCAAAGAAUCACAGAAAGCGUCUACCAUGCACCUAUGGACACAUCCAGCUCCUCCAGGUAUAACCGAAAAUCAGCAAGUAUGUAUGAAAACAAGCUCGAGUCUUCGGAGUUAGAAACUUCCAGCAGCAAAAACCAAAAUCCCAGUCCCAACAGCACCAGGCAAAAGCCAGCUGAUGCUUCUGCCAACCUUCCCCUUGAGCGCUCAGCUCUUGCUAGAAAGCGAUUCACAUUGCAGGGGCUUUCCAACCGCCGAGCUCCACCCAAAGAUCCCGAGGCUAAAGAGAAAGAUGUCACCAGGCGCUUCUCCCUCGCCUCCUCCCUCAGCACCGCGGCUCCCACCCCUACCGGCCCUACCAAAGGUCCUCUCGGUCCCGCGGUUAAAGUCAAGAGACACGAAAUUAAGAGUGACCCAACGCCCCUUGGGUUUGAAGAUGCUUUUGAGAAUGCCAUCCUGGCCCAGGCUAAAUGCAGUGGCCGACCCAGCACAAGAACGGUCCCCAGGUCUGCCUCCCAGACAGGCUGGCCCGGCAGACAACUUCCCUCUCUGGAUACCUUUGAGGAUUUUGAAGUCAUCCCCUCCAGUACAGAUGAGCUCUCUAACUCUUCAGACAUGGAAGAAGACACUAGCACUCAAAAUGUGUCCGGCCUUUUCCGAGUUGAGGGCAGUUAUGAAACCUGCUCCCCAGAUUCUCUCACCCUGGAGGAUGGUGACUUGGUGCAGUUUGUACAGGAGGGAGAAAAUGGACAGUGGUUAGUCAAGAAGUUGGUUUCUGAGAAAAGUGACUGGGUACCCUCCAGUCUCCUUCAUCCUGCAGGGGUAGAUGGUGACCAGGUUCAUAAAAAUAAUAACACAGACACAUAUCCCAGUUCCCGUGACCAAGGGCUAACAGAUUCAGAAAGGAAGGAGAACCUUGUGCAAAGACUGUCGGCUGCUCAGAAGGCUGAGAGCUGAGUCUGCCCACCGCUCUGCCCGCUCAUCUCUUACCUUUGGUUUUGCUUUGGACAUUUGCCUCCCCUUCCCCUUCCCAACCCCCCUCUCUUUCUCCUGGACACUGAGUCUACCUGGACUUCUGGGAAACUCCAGACCUACAGGAAUCACUCCAUCUGGUCAAUAAGCAAAAGCAAAGAAGUCUUUUUCAGGAUUCAAGGCAAAAACAGAGGCGUCCCAGCGGAACUGUGCAAGGAUGUUGGUCUGAAUCUGGUUUGCCACCAGUGAUGUGUGUGUUAGCCAGGGCUCUGGGAUUAUUCAGUGGGGGCUGAUUCUUUUCCUCACCUCAAGUACCCGGGAUGCCCCAUUCUCUGUUAUGAUUUCUCACCAAAGGUGUUCCUGGGGGGCGGGGAAGGGGGGCUGCAUGAGACUUGUCCAAGGUGAGCGAGUGCAGACCUCAGCCAGGUGUUGUCAGAGAGGGGAAAUGGAGAAAUCACCCCCUGGAUCCCCUGCCCAGUGAGGCUGUUUGCCCAUGUGGGCAAAGGGGAGGCGAUCUGGACGGCAACUGGACCUUUCAUUACCCGGCACCAAAGCUCAUCUGGGAUGACCAUCAGCAUUGAAGCCCAUGACCCUGUUUGUAAUCACAGCUAGACCAGGUUUACUUUUGGAGCCUUUUUAGUGUUUCCCCUUAGGAGAGGCUGACCGCUGGUCAUCAAACUCACCAAUAUUGUCCAGGGAUGUCAGGUUGUUUCCCCUUGCACUCACACACCUGUUACUGAAGGACGGGGGAUGGAGAGGGAGGAAACUCAUCUGCUAGGAACGUACCCAUACUAAUUCUUGUGCCCUGCAUCUGGAGGGGGAUCCCAAGCUGCUGUUUUUCUAACUGGAACAAACUUCAUGGUGCUAGGGAGCUGGGGAGAGCAUGUGCUCCUUUGUCUAGAGAGGAAGACUUCAGGUCUAAUGAUUAUCUUAGAAAACGAUGUGUGAUCUACAGGAAACCUGCCUGGAAGGUAUAAUGCAAUGACAAAAGGAGGGAAGGGAAGUAAAUUCCAGGAAGGACUUUAAAGGACUCCUAAUAGACAUUUUCAGCCCAUUCUUUCCCCUCUCUCUCUCCAGCAGCCUUCUUUCUGCAUUUCAAUAAGGCUUCAUCCACUACUAGCGACAGGUAGAUAGAUAAGCCCCAUGGGGCAGACAGGGGCGUGGAAAAGAAGGGAGUCACUUAUCCCAAAGAAAGCAUCCUCACCUGUAAUUACACCAGCCUUACCUGGCUCCAGCCCAGAUACCGAGGCUCAUAAGGGUCAUUCAUAGAAUCUAUUCACAGUGAACCCAGGAUGGGGAAAAAGCCCUGAGCUGCACAAGCAGAGACUUAUGGAAAACUUCACUUGUUGAUCUCCUGAUUUCCUGCCUUGGAGAAUGAUCAGGAAUUGCUUUUUAAAAAUUCCACCUAAGCUCACGGACCCUCAGUAAGAAACUAGAGGGCACAUCCAGCUUCAUGGGAAAUGCCCCAAUAUGGCAAGUAAGACCCUCCUCCAAACCUGGCUGUAUUUGGCAAGCUGAUAUCUCCUAUCCGCUGUCAUGGGCCAAACAGAGACCUCCCCAAACUGCCCUUGACCCGGUUGUGGGCGUCUGCUUUUCUGUCCAGCCCGGCUGUCUGCUCUAUUGUCAUGAUUCCAUGCCAGGAGAGCCAUUCUGAUAUAUUUUUGGUCAUCAUUGUGGUGUGGCUGUAUUCUCCAGCUCAGUAACCAGUGACUCCAACCACCUCAUCCCUGCCAGUCCCGUGGCUUAUAUCCUGAUGUGACCCUAAUCAAAUUCAGUGUCUCUCAGGUUUUGCUACCUGAAUUUAGAAAGCACCUGAAUUUUGAGGAGACUGUAAAUUAAGACACAUUAAUUUAUGAAAACUCAAACACAAAGAGACACAGGGAUAAUUUUAUCAGUUAUCUUCCUGAUCUGAUCAGAAAUCAGAUCUGAGCAGAAAUUCUUCCUGAGUAUAAACCUAUAAAACAGUAUAAGGGGAGAAUUUACUAGAGAUCAAAAGAAGUACCAAUCGCAUGCCCUAAUCAAUUGAGAAAGGAAAUAGCCAUGUGAGGGAGAGAAAGGCUCUGGGGAAUAACGAGAAGCUAGUCGGGGUUGCUUGCAAGUACUCCCGGACUUCCCCUUUGGUCUUGCUAGUCUCUUCCUCCCAUAUGUGGGUUAGGGAAUUAUUGGUUCUUUCGAGAUCCAUAUUCCCCCAUGCCAAAAGCUGCACUUUCUAUUUGAUAAGUAUAAAGGCCAAAAAAAGCCCCCUUCCAGCUCUGCCCUGAGUGCUCCUGAGUCUCCUCCUGAGAGGGGAUGCUCCAGCCUCCGGUCCACAGCCUCCUCCCAGAUGUGGACGGGCUUUUCCCAUUUCUCCUUCCUUCUCUCACUGGCUGACCUCAGAACCAUUUGGGGUAGAUUGGGGGAAGGAAGCUUCCUUUUUUCUCUAGGACCCAUCCUUUCCCCAAGAUCUUUUCAGCUAAAUGGAAUGCCUGGCCGGCUACCGCUUCUCCUGAAUCCCCAAGUUUUAUGAAAAUAGCUGGACCAAUCCGAAAAGACUUUAAAGAAAGACGUCCAAUAUUUAUGACUGUAGAUGUUUCUAUCCCUCCUGUGUCGAUGAAUGUUCUGUGUGAUUCUAUUGGGAUUCUCUCUGUAAUUAGUACUUAAUCUCAAUGCCCCGUGUUAGUGCAUGCAUCUCACUGGAGGGACAUUUGUGGCCCGUCCUUGGCCAUUAUUCCUGAAACUGCAGGUCUGUAAUUUUUGUUUCUUUUUUUCUGCAAACCCAACAUGUUUUUCAGCCUCAGUUUCCCCAUCUCAGCAGAUUCCUGGACUUUGAGUCUCCUGCUUUGUCUUUUCUUCAACCCAAGCUCUCUAUCUUUCCUAAUGCCUUGUCGGCUAUUUUUUUUUUUAAUUGCAGAUUGGCAGAAAAACAUUUUCUUUGUUACCAGAAGGGGCAAAACUGUCAAGACUGUAUUGGGGAGUAGGGGAAUCCAGACCUCAUAGACUCAUAUCCAGGAUAGACUGUUCACAUUUCAGAAAAAGGAUUUCAUUUCCAUCUUGCCAUUCCCUCAAAUACAUAAGGGCAAUUGUGUUCUCGUGGGCACGGAGAAUGCCUUUGGAUAAAAAGGAGGUCUUGAGUCUUUAAAGAAUCUCCGUGGAAUGAUAUUAGAUUGGGGGUGGGGGGAAGUCGGGAGGGUUAGAUGAAGAUUAGGUAAAGUAUUUGGGUGCUGCUCUGUUUUAUGUCAUUCUGUUCACCUUUGCCAGGACAAUCUUCUCUGCAGUGUGUCGUUUUCCGGUAAACAGGGAAUUAUUAACUAGUGCAUUACAAUCCACACACUGUGCAAACUGGCACCAUGAAAUGCCAGGUGAGAUGGCUUCUCUGGAAGCUUCUCCACCCACAGCCAAACCCAUGGGCCUCUCCCACCCCCGGGCUCGGACGCUGCACUCUGCCCACAAGCGAGAGAAAAGUCACUUUAGUAGCUAAUCUUUCAUUCUCCAGUGCUCUGAGGUUUGGAACGGGUCCUAAAUGAGAAGGAUGGAGAAGGUUCCGGCCUUUUCUGAUUCCACUGACCAAACCGGGAGGUUGUCAGAAGGACAAUCAAGGACCCCCAAAAUCUGUGGGUGAUGUGUUGACGUCAGCCUUCCAUUAGCCAGAAACCAUCUCACCAUGAGGACUCAAAACCAUUGACACCUGCAACAGUUUGUGGUUCUUAGGGAUUUUUUUUUCAUUGUUGAAAGAAGUUAUUUAUAUAUUGUGAUUGGGAAGAGAAUCAGAUGGGGGUCAAAACACGGAAUUCUGCUGUUAAGUUGUCUGAUUGUUUGGGCUGAAUUUGAGUUGUUUGGGGUUUGUUUUGAGGAUUUGGGGGUUAUUUUUUCUUUUUCUUUUUGGCCAGAAUUGAAUGUAUGAGUUUAUACCUUAAAAAAUGUGUGAAGCCAAUUUUUUCUGUAAAUAUGCCAUGAUGUAGGACAACUCUGUUUGGACUUUAUAAAAAUGAUACCUACAGUAA